Motacilla alba alba is the source of this 5842-nucleotide messenger RNA. RefSeq names its product GTP binding protein 1 (gene GTPBP1). Bases 1799 to 3649 code for a protein of 616 amino acids. Gene Ontology annotation, biological process: translational elongation. Gene Ontology annotation, molecular function: GTP binding; translation elongation factor activity; GTPase activity. The record is from RefSeq and is a predicted model, not a curated record. The transcript is spliced from 13 exons. NCBI's taxonomy places the organism in Eukaryota, Metazoa, Chordata, Aves, Passeriformes, Motacillidae.
CUGCAUCACUGAUUCUUGACAGCCAGGAACCCGACCAAAACUCCAGCAAAGAGAGAAGAGUGCUUUUCUCCCACAAACUCCCAUUUGUGUUGUCAGUCUGUCUUCCGUUCCUAGAAAUCUGGAGGUGCUGUGGAGGUGGUAGGUAAGCAUUUUUUGGACCUUUAUUACAAUUUACUUUUCCAGGCAGCAUUGUGCUUCUGCUGUCUUUUCCCUGGACUUUUCAUUCAUCCCCACCUUGGAUGAGAGCUGAAACUGUGAACUCUGCUCCAUCUUUCUGAGUUACUCUCCCACUGUGUGCUCAAAACAGCAGUCCCAUGUGGUGAGAAUGCAGUAGCUAACCUGUGCCUCCCUGACCGCCCCCCCAAAUCUAUUCUGUCUUCCCAGUAGAAUUGUUCCACUCCAAUCCCUGCUUAAAAUGGGGGCUCCCACUGCAAUCUGUUUGUUUGAUAGUUGCUAGUUCUGUCCUGGCUGUGUUAAUACUUUUCCCCUGGUCCUUCCCUUUGCGUAAGGUGAGCUCUUUUUAGAGAGGAGCACUUUGGGAUUCUGUUAUCAAGUGCAUCUUGUCAGCUGGUCAGGGAAACAGUUCUGUUCAUCAGCACAAAUUUGUUACCGUGUUGAUCUUAAUGGGUGUUUGUUUUCCCUUCAGUACCAGCACACCGCAGCAGUAAUCAACUUUCACGUCAAAAACCGUAGCACAUAAGGCUAUUAGUGAAGCUGAUACUUCCUUUAGAUCUACAUUGACAACAGAGCAUAAUAGCACCUGAACAAUGUAUGACUACAGGGCAUAGAAAACAAAAUAUGACAUUACAGAAGGUGCCUUUCCCCCAGCUCCUCGAUGGCUGAUGGUGGCUUGCCAGCUGUGCCAAAUGACAGGCUCUAUUUUUCCAGUAAAGAGCAGCACUGUGUACCCCAUAGUAUUUGGUUUGCCCCUAAUACUUAUAAUUUGUCUGCCCCAUGGAGGUAGGCAAAGCCACCUCUCCCCAGAGACUGGGAAGGGACUUGAGAGAUGGCAUUUCAAACUUGUGAGAUAUUUCCUUCUGUUGUCUUAAGAAUAAAACAAUAACUGGUUGUCACUUUUUUGCCCUAUAGGAAACCUGAAGUUGCUGGACCCACAUGGCUCCUACUGAUAACUGCUGAGUCCCUGACGAAGUGGAAAGACCAAAAGUGAAGAUUUUUGACUUUGUGAAAGCCUCUUAAAAACAUGUAUUUGUAGUGCAGUCAUGGAGGGGUUGCUCAAAGGUGAAAAGCAAAAAAAAAAGCAGAGGAGCCAAAAUGGAGGGCUGGCAGAGGACAGACUCUCUCUGCAUCCAGGAAGCUAAAGAGAUCUUCAAAACAGUACAUCACAUCUUGCAGUGACCCAGGAAACUAUGCAGCUGGCUGCGGCUGUGACUGCAGAAAUAGUUGUCAGAAAUGCUGAGUGGCAUUGGAAGGUGUGAUCCAUGAAAGCUGCUGUUUUAUCUACAGAUACUUCUCUUGAUGUCCUGCUAUGUCAUACGAGCUGUGAACUUCAUGGGCUGCGGAGUAAACUGUGGAGGCAGUCUUCUACUGGAGCACCCUUCAGGAGCACCUUGCAUGGCAGUGAAAGCAGCAGUGUGGGGGAGCAGUGUUGUGGGCUGAUAUCAGUGAGCCUGUGCUGUUUGGGGCCUCCAGCCCUCCUGCCUGGCAAUGUGAGGAAAGGGUACAAUGAGCUGCUGAGUGCCCUGGAACUUGUCUGAGCACCCUGCCUGCUCACACUGCUGAAGCACUUGGACUCAGAAGAACAAAGCUGGUGACGAGACUUGAAGAAACUGAACUGGUGAUGGUGAGUCCGACUUCAGAGCAGUAUGACAGUUUGCUCCAGCAGAUGUCAGAGAGGAUUGAUGAGGGAUGUGGGGAAACCAUCUAUGUCAUUGGACAAGGAUCAGAUGGGACUGAGUACGGGCUGAGUGAGGCAGACAUGGAGGCAUCCUAUGCCACGUUGAAGAGCAUGGCAGAGCAGAUCGAGGCAGACGUGAUUCUCCUGAGGGAGCACCAGGAGGCCGGGGGCAAGGUGCGCGACUACCUGGUUCGGAAACGUGUGGGUGACAACGACUUCCUGGAGGUCAGAGUAGCAGUAGUUGGCAAUGUGGACGCAGGGAAGAGCACCUUGCUGGGUGUCUUGACUCACGGCGAGUUAGACAACGGCCGGGGCUUUGCUCGGCAAAAGCUCUUCCGCCACAAGCACGAGAUUGAGUCAGGCCGCACCAGCAGCGUGGGCAAUGACAUUCUGGGCUUUGACAGCGAGGGCAACGUGGUGAACAAACCUGACAGCCACGGUGGCAGCUUGGAAUGGACAAAGAUCUGUGAGAAAUCCACCAAGGUCAUUACUUUCAUUGACCUGGCUGGUCACGAAAAAUACCUGAAAACCACCGUCUUUGGCAUGACCGGCCACUUGCCUGACUUCUGCAUGCUUAUGGUUGGGAGUAAUGCUGGGAUUGUUGGAAUGACCAAGGAGCACUUAGGCCUGGCGCUUGCACUUAACGUUCCUGUCUUUGUUGUGGUGACCAAGAUUGACAUGUGCCCUGCCAACAUCCUGCAAGAAACCCUGAAGCUGUUACAGCGACUGCUGAAGUCCCCAGGGUGCAGGAAGAUUCCCGUGCUGGUUCAGAGCAAGGAUGAUGUCAUUGUAACAGCCUCCAACUUCAGCUCAGAGAGGAUGUGCCCAAUUUUCCAGAUUUCAAAUGUUACUGGGGAGAAUCUAGAUUUGCUGAAGAUGUUUCUUAAUCUCUUGUCUCCACGGACCAGUUACAGGGAAGAAGAGCCAGCAGAAUUCCAGAUAGACGAUACUUACUCUGUCCCGGGUGUAGGAACAGUUGUCUCUGGGACGACGCUGAGAGGCCUAAUCAAGCUAAAUGACACUCUGCUGCUGGGGCCAGAUCCCCUUGGCAACUUCCUCCCUAUUGCUGUCAAAUCCAUCCACCGCAAGAGGAUGCCCGUCAAGGAGGUGCGCGGAGGCCAGACUGCCUCCUUUGCCUUGAAGAAGAUCAAGCGUUCUUCCAUCCGGAAAGGCAUGGUAAUGGUGUCACCCCGCCUGAAUCCACAAGCAUCAUGGGAGUUCGAAGCAGAGAUUCUGGUGCUCCAUCACCCCACCACCAUCAGCCCACGAUACCAGGCCAUGGUGCAUUGUGGCAGCAUCCGUCAGACAGCCACAAUUCUCAGCAUGGACAAGGACUGCCUGCGGACAGGGGACAAAGCCACGGUGCACUUCCGCUUCAUCAAAACCCCGGAAUAUUUACACAUAGACCAGCGGCUGGUCUUCCGGGAAGGCCGCACCAAAGCUGUGGGUACCAUCACUAAGCUACUCCAGACCACCAAUAACUCACCAAUGAACUCGAAGCCACAGCAGAUCAAGAUGCAGUCAACAAAGAAGGGAGCUGUUACAAAACGAGAGGAUGGUGUUCCCACCACUGGGAUGUCAGCUGGAGGCCCAGCAGCUGGGGAUGAGGCUCCCUCGACAGCUGCAGCACCACUGACACCUACUGCCCUGCAACCAUUGCCUGCACUGGAUGAAGAGCCCCACAUCCGUGAGGGCAAUAAGUCAAAAGUCGGAGGAGGAGGCCGUCGACGUGGGGGUCAGCGCCAUAAAGUGAAAUCUCAGGGAGCCUGUGUGACUCCUGCCAGUGGCUGCUGAAUUUCUUAUUCCUCCUCUCUCUGAAGAAUUCCUCCCCAUCCCUUCAUUUCUUCUCCAAAAGAUCCAGAGCAGCGUAAACCAAAACCCAUCCCAGCUGAUUGGCUGCAGAAGAAUCAUCCCUCCUCCCUGCCGGAAGCAAUGGAGAGGAGCAUAAUUUAUAAGCUAAUGAAGGUGAUAAGACAGAGAACUGAGUAACUGACACCUUCCUCCUCCCCCUGUCGACACAUUUUUGUACAUCAUGGGCUUAGUUUUUAUUCUUAUUAGUUUUUAUUAUAUUUUGUGUGCAUGAAGAUGAGAGGGGAGUCUGGAUAGAGCUGCAAAGAGCCAGUUAGUUGCCUCCCUCCUCCCUCACCUCAUCCCCUUCUGUCCACAGGACUUGCUGCUUUCCCCUAUUUGCUGUCUCACAUCCAGGGGUUAUCAGAUGCCAGAAAUUUCGGACUUGCAAAGGUUAAAACAGGUUGUUUAGGAGGGCUCCAUGGAGCAUCGUUUCAUCACCACUGUGGCCUUGUGCCAAAUAUGUUUUGGAUUCCCUCCCUCCUAAACUAUUUCUAAGUGGAUUUAAUUUAAUGUUGUAAUGACUGAAGUUUGAAGGAGAUGGUGAGAAAGUUCCUUAGUUGGGGAUCUAAGAGGGAAACAAAUUGGAAAGCAGUUGUUGAUGUUAAGUUCAGGGAUCCUAUGCUCAAUAUCUUCAAAUAAUGUUGAAAGCACUUAAAAUUUUAACUAGCGACAGAGUUAAAUGAGCAGACAUUUAACCACCCAGUUCCCCUUCCCAUCGUGCUGCUUUUACCAGUGUUUGUUCAGUGCACAUUGCAGCAAAUCCAACCUGCCUCCCAAGGCUGCAGCAGCUCCACUGACAGUAUUAAGAGCAGUGCAGGAGCACUCAGUCCGUCCCUUGAGCCAGAGAAAGCCUUCUCACCUCGACGGACGGAGGUCACAGGUGGUAAGAUACCUUUGGAACAGAGACACCAGGGUAACACGAUCUCCCCUUGAUUUUGUUUACUCCAAGAUUUCCAAAACCUUUUUGGAACUCACUGGCCAAACUUUGCCGUGGCAGAGGUAGGAUUUGUCUUCUCCCCUCUUGGCCAAAGAGGGCAGUGACAAAUUGGUACCAAAUUUAUAGAAGUGCUUUCAAGGUUGGAAGUACAUGGUAAUUUUUCUGACUUUCACUGAUUUUUUUUUUUUUAAGAUUUUAUUUUUCUUAAUGAGAAAUUCUGGCUUCUCCAAGAAGGCCCUGCAAGGACAGUUUUUAAAUUACUGUUAGAAUGGUUUUUUUAACCAUUUAAUGAGUUUUUCAAGUGAUUGAUUCCCUGCUUAUUUUGAUCUCUUUUCUUGAUCUCUUUUCUUCUAACCCUGCCUCCUCCCUUGGCUCUGGUGAGGACAGGAAUUAUCCUCUGCCAGCUUGUGGUGAGCUUGUGGUAGCAUUUUGAGGAGGAGGUGGCAUCCUCGGCAAAUCAUGGCUUCCCCCGGCAGGCACGGUCAGGCUCGGUUUCUCUGAAGGCUUCCUCCUCCAAUGAAGGACUUUUAUUUUAAUCAGAGAGAAACUGCAAAGUUUCUGUCCCUCCUUAGCGGGCUGUUCCUGUUCCUCACUCUGUGUCACCUGUGUGGAGUUCGUUCCAGCUCACCUUGUGACUCGGGGUGGCUUCCAGGCCGGCUGAGCGGCAGAGCGCGUCUCCCGCUGCCAACACCAGCACUCCAAGAGCAUUAAGCGGCACGGGAGAGGCAAGAAACGUGGUUUGGAGACCAGGGUCCUUUGCCUUAGAGACUGCAGUGGGUGGAAGGGGGAGGUCAGACAGUCCUUUUCCAAGCUAUGUGCCUAAAUACCAGCACUCUCCUGGCGAGGGAGGAACUAUAGGCGGCUACAACACUAAUAGCACCCGCAUUGUGAGGGGGUGUGAGGUGUGGCUGAGCAGGGCACAAGGGCCUGGCUUGUUUGUCUUCUGGCCCUGUAGCAGCAUCAAACUGCAUCUGAUUUCACUGCCCUCUGCUUCCGAAGGGAGCAGGGAGCUCCAGGCGGUUUUCUCUUUUUCCAUUCCUUGUGCUCCAAAUGAAGGAGACUGCCAAGACUGAAAGAAGGUUCACUUCAAUUUGUGCAAAGGAGGUGGUGUGAUCUCUCUUUUGUGACCAGCAUUUACAGAUCACUCAGGCUGGUGUGAUCUAUAAAAUAAAUUUUAAAAAAGUUUGUUCCAAGUAAAA